CUUCUGUUUUCUUUAUUACCUUCCUUUCAUUUUCAGCAGGUGACAGGAGGGUGGCUUGCUGCAGGCUGGCUGCCAUGCCUUAAUCAGGAUGAUAUCGCAGAGGGAAAGAGGCGAACUGGCUCGAUUUUAUACCGUUACAGACCCGAAAAAGCACCAAAAGGGAUACACCGUUUAUAAAGUCACUGCAAGGAUCAUUUCAAGGAAGAAUCCUGAAGACGUACAGGAGAUCACGGUGUGGAAGCGCUACAGCGACUUCAAGAAGCUGCACAAAGAUCUGUGGCAGAUCCACAAAAACCUCUACAGACAGUCGGAGCUCUUCCCUCCGUUCGCUAAGUCCAAAGUCUUCGGCAGGUUUGAUGAGUCUGUGAUUGAGGAGAGGAGGCAGUGUUCAGAGGAUCUGUUACAGUUCAGCGCUAAUAUUCCUGCUCUUUAUGCUAGCCAGUAUAUACAGGACUUCUUUAAGGACGGAGAAGUUCAGGACGGUUCCGAGCUCAUCGGGCCAGCAGAACCAUUUUCCGACUUCUUAGCCGACAGCCAAUCAGACAGCAGCUCUGAAGUUCAUAAGAGUGGUGGUGUGGAUGACUCGACUCUAACCAGCCAGUCAGAGUAUGGAGGUCCAUCCAGUGAGAGUGAUCUGAUUUCUCUGCUGUUGGAUGGAGACUCCCUGCCCGACUUGGACGAUGGAAUGGGCUCGGAUUGCAGUUCCCCAAACCAGCGGGCAGGAGGCAGCGGAUGUUCGACAGCCAUAAGCCGGACAGAGGUAGACCCAAGGCGGGCCAUCAGGGCGGCACUUUUCUCCUCCAGCCAACAGAAAAAGGAUUACCUGGAGAAAGCUAGCGAGCAGAUCAGCCUUGCUGUGCAGAAAGAAGUGGAGCAGGACUAUGCUUCUGCCUUCUUUUACUACCGUAGCGGAGUGGAUUUACUAUUGCAGGGAGUCCAAGGUGAAGUGAGUCCGCGGAAGAGGGAAGCGGUGAAAAAGAAGACAGCCGAGUAUCUGAUGCGUGCUGAGCUUAUCGCUAACACAUAUUUGAAAGACAGCAUGGGACAGAACUCCACUCAGAGCAGGACACUGGCUGCUCAGUGCUGUAAGGGGUCUUGGGGUCAGCAGAGUCAGUCUGAUGAAUUGCACAACUACAGAGUGCUGGGGGUCAUUGAUAAGGUGCUGCUGGUGAUGGAUAAGAGGACACAGGAGAUGUUCGUUCUCAAGGGAUUGCGGAAGAGCAGCGAAUGUGGACACGUGAAGAAGACCAUCGUCCCUCGCACGGUGCCCAACAUGGUACGACUCAGGAAGUACAUCGUCUCCGAGGACUCCAUAUUCCUGUUGCUGCAGUAUGCCGAGGGAGGUAAGCUAUGGUCCCACAUCACCAAGUACCUACAUGAAGAUAGUCAAGACGACAGCUUUGACAUCCCCUUUAUCCAGAAGUCCCACACAACUACAGUUCACUGCACCGAUGCCCUGAUCAGCUCAGAGAGCAGCAGCUCACGGCCCAGCGUGGAGCUCCAGGAAGACCAGGAUGAAGAUGAGUCCCAGCCAAUUCUGACAGUCCACAGCAAGAGCAGCUCACAAGUUCCUUUGUCCGGGUCACUUGAGGAAGAAGAGUGCACCAGCAGCUACCUGACGCUGUGCCAUGAGUACGAGCAGGAUAAAGUAGAGCCUGAGGCUCUGGGUGAGGAAGAAGAAGAUACAAAAAUGGCAGAGGAAGAUUCUGGCAAUGUCAGUGUUGGUGGUUCUGGUGCAGAGGCGCUACCAAGGCCUUAUCACGGUUCGGGAAUCAGCAGCGAUAGUUUGUGUUCUCCGGUUGGUGGGCAUGAGCUGAGCUUCUUCACCGAGGAAGAUGUGGAGCUUGUCGACACACCAACAAUUAAUUCUCUGGAGCAGUUCAAACGUUCACCCAUGGAAUUGUUUCGGAUCGAUAGCAAGGACAGUGGUGACGCUUCCCGAGUGCUGUUCUCCACGUCAGACCUGGGCUCAGAGGUAACGGAGAUCACUGAGGAUCCUUUGGAGAUUGGUGAAGUAGUGGAGGUUAAAGGUCACCUGUCCGAUCUGUGGCGGUUCGAUAGCGAUCAGGGUUCUAACGAAUCCGUGCCCGUGAUUUCUUUCAAAGAGGCCAUGGUAGACGAUACAAACAUGUCUUGUAUUGAUGAGGGACAACCUCCUGACCUUUUAGUCAACCUUCCCGGAGUCACGGGGGUCACAGGUGACGAUCUGGAGCAGGAACUCGCAGCAGCGGGUGUGGCUUUUGCCGUAGAAGCUAAGCCCUCGCCUCAAUUUGGCAAACCGGACGUACUCCAGCUUGGAGAGGAAGCAGGCCUGGAUCUAUCUGUUGACGAACAUGCUCCUGGUAUCUCAGUUUUACGUAGCCAUUCAAACCCGGAUGCGUCUGAACAGAAAGGCCACGUCUCUACUGUGAACAGUAACACAAAAUCUAAAUCGCUUUCCCUUCCCUUUGAUUCUCUGACUCUCAGAACUGAAAUGGACCUCAACUACCCACCACCCUCUGCUGGGUCAGGGGUAACAGAGAAGAGGGAGGGCAGGAGUGUGUCUGAGAUAUUCCGAGAACUGGAUGAGUUGGCGGAGGUGGCUCUGCACACACACCUCCCCGAAGUGCUGGUGAGGAGCUGGGCGGUGGAUAUGCUGCUCGCCCUCGACGCGCUGCAUCAAGAGGGAAUCAUCUGCAGAGACCUUAACCCCAACAACAUACUGCUGGAUUACCGAGGUCAUGUAGAGUUGACUUACUUCUGUAGCUGGACCGAAGUGGAGGAAUCCUGCGAUCCUGCUGCCGUCACCAAGAUGUACUGUGCCCCAGAAGUGGGCGGGAUAUCGGAGGAGACAGCAGCGUGUGAUUGGUGGAGUUUGGGAGCGCUUCUUUUUGAGCUUCUGACAGGAAAGUCUCUUCAGCAGUGCCACCCCGCUGGUAUCAGCAGACACACAUCGCUGAACAUUCCAGACUUCGUGACAGAAGAGGCCAGGUCUCUGCUGGAGCAGUUGCUGCAGUAUAACCCUGUAGAGCGACUGGGUGCAGGUGCAGGAGGAGUGGAGGAUAUCAAGUCACAUCCCUUCUUUGCUCAUGUGAACUGGCCUAACUGAACUGUAUGACUGACUGAUUGACCUGAGAGCUGAAUUUGCUGCAGAAUACUCUGUGUGUGUGUGUGUGUGUGUGUGUGUGUGUGUGUGUGUGUGUGUGUGUGUGUGUGUGUGUGUGUGUGUGUGUGUGUGUUAGCAUGAGAGAAAGAAGAUGAACCUCUUCAACUCUAAAGACUCCCUGAAGACUCCAUCUUCACUCUGCCUGUUACUGAACACACCAAUAUCCAGGAUUACAAAAAAAAAAAAACACUUUCCCAUCAUGCACUACGGGUCCCUGCACCACUAACCUUCAUGAUACGUUUACUUCUACAUUAUAGCAGUACAGCACAACAAUAACAACAAAAACAAUUUAAAUAUCUGUCUUGUGCUAUAAGGUAAUAGAGGAAAUAGAAAUCGACACUGGAGCUAUACGGCUAAUGUCCCUCACAACUAAUGGAAGCUACAGGAUGAGCAUCGGCUAAAGAAAACUGGCUAAAUCAUCACCUGACAUUUAGAAGUAAAAAAAAAAAAAAACAUGUAUCUUAGCCAAGAAAUCUUAAAUCUAAUCUAAAUGUAGGAUUUUUUUUAUUGUUAUUAUAAGAUUACGAGAAAUACCAAAUAUAGUAUUAGUAAAUUUGUCAUCUUUAUUGACGGAUAAUUUUGGUUAUUUUUGGAAAUGAAUGCUAAAAAUUAGAAAAGGAUUCUGCUGAGAGAAGCUUAGUUUUAGAUUUGUUUUCUUGUCAUCUUUAAAUAGAAAAUACUACAUCACUUUACUCCAUUCAAGAUAUUUUAUCCUGCGAAGAUAUCAUCUUUUGCAGGGAAAAUGCCCAAAAAUGUGAACAUGUUGCGUUAGGAAACUUUAAGCCACGCCCCUAUUCGAGUACCGUUGUUUUUUCUACAACGUUACAACAUUGUAUGAGAAACUUUGCAUAAAUUUCUGACACAUGAUGGAACUUUAACCAUUCUAACAUUUCUCACCGGUUUGUUUUUUUCCCAGCUAGUUCAGAACCUAGCGAGUUAGCAAGGAAGCACGUUAGGUUGUCAAAAGGAAAUGCGAAUGUGUGUAAACUGACGAGGAAUUUAUAGUUUUUAGUAAACGAAAAAGAUCUGUUUGUGUUUUUUUUUUAACACAAAUUAGUGUUUAAGUGAUAUAAGUAAGGAAUAAAUCAACAGGACAAAGUGUUUUAAACUAAACAACACGUGUCUUGCUGUAUCACUUCCUUUACUUGCCAUAGCUACAUUAACUGCAUCGUCUGAGCAUCAAAACAAAAAAGUCUGAGUUUUAUUAUUUUUUAAUCCUGUAUUUAUUUUGACAUUUGCUUCAGGAAACAUCUUGUGCAAUAUUACAUUAAAUAUCACUUAAUUAGUUAACCGAUUUGAGUUAUUCUAUUUAUUAUGAAUAUUGUUAUUAUAAUUAUUAUUAAACGUGCAUACUUAUUUUGCACUUGAACUCGGGCAAAUUGUGAUCUAAUUUCCUUGUAAUUAUGGGAACUAGAUGAUGAAUAUUGAAGACCAGUUAACAUGCUCACACGACCCUUAUUAGCUUCCACUUUGCACUUGGAGUAGAAAAGAGGGAUCAAGGGGUCCAAAAUUUGAAUAAAACCCUUGCAGAAAAAAAAAGGUCUAAGCAUUCGGUUCCAAAGAUCAACCAACCCCCCACAAAAAAGAAAAAAAAAAGAGAAUGAGACGAGAAACGAGAUAGGAGCAGAAAUCUGAACACAUUUUAAUUUAAAAGUGUUAAUGUCUGAGUCAUGCGUUCAAUCCACCACGAAUACACAAAUGUAUUCAGUAAUUUGUAAUAAUUAUUGAGCAGAUUGUGACUUUUUUUUUGUUUGUUUGUUUUUUGCAGAUACAGAAUAUUAAAAAAAAUUAUGUGAAAUACAAAAAAUAAAUGGAAAAAAAAAUAGAAAAAAAAAUAAUAAAUCAAAUUUGUGGAAAAAAAAUACAUUUCAGUUUACUAAUAAUGUACUAAUACUAAUGCAGAAAACAAUAAGUAUGCAGAAAAUCUCCGACAUUUUCGGAUCUACAUCAUUUCUAUAUGUCUAAUGUCAUUAUUUACAUGUCAGAGGGUGAACUUAUUUUUCUGAAUGAACUGACUCAGACUUUGGGACCCUGAGGAUCAGUGCAUGUGGUUUUGUUUACAUGAGCUCCAGAUGUUGCGUAAUAAUAUAAGAGAAAAUAAAAAUUUGGAAUACUGUAAAACAAAAAUAAACUAAUUCUUGUUUAAAAGGCAUUAAUUACUUAACAUUGAACAAAUCGGCUUCCGGUCUGUGAAUUCUGCGUCAUCUUUACAGAGGCUACGCAGCCGAGGCGUUAGCUAGAAUUUUUUUCUAACUACAUUCUGUAUAUUCUCAAACCUUAUUUAUGAAUAAUUUAUAAUUAGCGCUAACAUGUGUGAGGUGAUGUCCAAACAGAGACGGCGCACACGGUGUGAUGGUGUGAAUAAAAAUAACAACGUCCAUUUGCCAGAAAACAUUUUCACAUUUGAAGGCACUGAGCAUGACUGUGGCUGGAUAAAUUGGACUAAUUUCUAAUUUUUUCUUCUUUUUUUUUAGCAGUUAAAAAUAUGUGCAUUUACGUUAUCAGUUAAUAUGAUAAGUGUAAAGCCUUUUUUUUUUAAUCUUUCUAAAAUGCAUUUUUUUAAUCAAAUGUUUAAAAUGUGUUCAUGAAUAAUAAAACACUUGAAAAAUUUCAA
Messenger RNA from Tachysurus fulvidraco (yellow catfish), 5759 nucleotides. RefSeq names its product ribosomal protein S6 kinase polypeptide 1 (gene rps6kc1). Lineage: Eukaryota; Metazoa; Chordata; Actinopteri; Siluriformes; Bagridae. The transcript has 16 exons. Gene Ontology annotation, cellular component: early endosome. The coding region runs from base 89 to 3088 and encodes 999 amino acids. Gene Ontology annotation, biological process: protein phosphorylation. The record is from RefSeq and is a predicted model, not a curated record. Gene Ontology annotation, molecular function: protein kinase activity; phosphatidylinositol binding; ATP binding.